This is a messenger RNA of Carya illinoinensis, 372 nucleotides long. RefSeq lists its product as uncharacterized. The transcript has 2 exons. Bases 1 to 372 code for a protein of 123 amino acids. The record is from RefSeq and is a predicted model, not a curated record. NCBI's taxonomy places the organism in Eukaryota, Viridiplantae, Streptophyta, Magnoliopsida, Fagales, Juglandaceae.
AUGGCUCGUACAUUCUUUCGCAAAUUAUUGACAUACGUAUCCUCUGAAGAUGAUAGCGAUGUUCAUACUGAGGAGGUCGAUGGACAGUCAUCGAGGCAGCGUGGCAAUAGGCACCCACGUAAGUUUAUUCGGCGUGAUCAUGCCCAGGGGUACGAGCGCCUAUUUCGUGAUUAUUUCGCAGAGAAUCCAAUAUAUCACUCGAAUCUAUUUCGAAGGAGAUUUCGGAUGAGCCGUUUCCUAUUUCUUCGUAUUCUAAAUGAGGUAGAGUCUUACGAGUCGUAUUUCGUCCAGAGAAGAGAUAAUGCUGGAAGACUCGAUUUGCGGUCUCCAAAUGCUAAUGAUAUAGCCCGAUUGCUGCUGGUUGGUGAAUAA